AUGCCCCCGCCGAGCGCCCCCGCGCCCGCCGCGCACUGCGCUGCGCCCUGGCCGAAGGCAGCUCCCAAGGUCGCCGGGCCGGGGCCGCUGGCCCCGGGCCCGCUGCGGCCGCCCGCGGAGGAGCGCGGGGGGCCCGAGCCCGCGGGCUGCCCAUGCCCCGCCGCCGCGGAGGGCAUCGUGGUGCCGCCGCCGUCGAGGGAAAAGGUGGACCAGGAAGCGCCAGAGCAAGUCGACGAGCAGAGCAGGCGUGACCACUUCGAGGCGGCGGUGCACGUCGUGCAGCACGAGAUAGGAAGCGCCAAUGAGAUCAGGGACCGCCUCGGCAAGCUAGAGAGCUCGCGCACGGACGAGGGCCUGGAGGUGCUUAUGACCUUCGCGGGGAGGUUGGAGCAGUUGAAGCUGGCGGUCCAGGUCAUGCGCGAGGCAGAAGUCGACAUGCGGCAAGUCGGACCUGCCGGCACGAUUAGAGUGACGAGCCUGGUUGACGUCUGCAGGGCGCUCAAGAAUAGCUCCGACAGGCUGGAGGCAGAGGUGGAAAAGAGGCGCAUCAAGGUACUUGAGUUAGAGAGGUAUCGGAAGCGGCAGGAGGCUCAAGCGCGCUUGGACAGGUUGCUUGCUGAAGUGGCUGAGGCGACGCAGGGUGCCGAGGGAAGACUGGCACUGUACAGGUUCCUCGAGGCAGAGUCCGCCUGGCCCGACAAGGGGGCCGCGCUGGAGGCCGCGGAGCACGCGCUGGAGGAGUGCGCCUCGGCCGCGGAGGUGCUGGCGAGCAAGAGCUGCGAGAUGGGAGAGUCCGUCGAGGCACAGAAGAUGAAGAGAUCUCCCGAGUAUAGCCUCCUCAAGACGAAGGCGGACAGGCAACACCAGGAGGCGCAGGGCAUAGUGAAGCGCGCCAGGGCGGCAAGGGACAGGGCCGACGAAGCUCACAGAGCAGCGGAGACAGUCGACUUGGUAGAGGCCGCCGAGACGUCGGUUACACGGGUUCGCGAGGUCGUCAGGCUCCUCGCCGAUGCAGCAAGCCUCGACAGCGAGCAGCUGGCUGGUGAGCUCUUUGUUGUGCAGAGGGCCGUAGACGAGGCCUCCGCGUCUGUAGGCUCCGCUGAGGCUGCUGUCAACGCUCACCCCCCUGACAAUCUCAAGAAGCGGGUGGCAAUCUCGAGAUCGCUCAUGGACUCGAAGUCGGCCUUGAGGACCCUGGAGAGAGAGGUCUGCCAAGCGCGCGCCCUGGCUGGGCAGAAGGCCGCCACCGAGCAGCAGGAUGCGCAGCAGCGCUCACUAUUCGACGCGUUCGACUCUAACGGCGACGGCUUCUUGAGCAGACGUCGGGCGCCUCGCGGAGCAGCGGCACUCCCACGCGCUGGCGGAGCACCAGGUCAUCGAGGCGAUUCGGCGGUCACGGGCACCAGCGAGCCCGGGUGGCGUACCGUUCGAGAGCUUUGA
Molecule: messenger RNA, 1440 nt
Organism: Prorocentrum cordatum
Lineage: Eukaryota; Dinophyceae; Prorocentrales; Prorocentraceae
Source: the annotation of a GenBank genome assembly